UCUUCCCCAACCGUCCAACCUCAAAGGUUGUCGCCGUCCCGCUGCAACAGGUUCAACUUUACCUUGGAAAAACAAUGUUAUGAAAUACAUCUAUGUUUUCUUAUACAGAAUGACUCAGCGGAAGUAAAACCCAAAAAAGACUUUCAUCACAAAGAAACCCUCCCGCCAAGAAAAUAAAAAGGAACUCCAACUAUGGAGUUUGCUCGUCGGUUGACCGCUCGCUUUGAAACUAAAAGACUGCCCGAUGACGUGGACGAUGACCUGGAAACACUGGCGGAGUACAAACAGCGCUGGCGCUCCGUCCGCAUCAUCUACUUUACAAUGUUCCUGAUGUCGCUGGGCUUCAGCAUCGUUCUCUCAGGCGUUUGGCCCUUCCUCAAAAAGCUAGAUCCCGAUGCUGGCUUAGAAUUCUUGGGCUUCAUUGUGGCCGCCAAUCCUCUGGGGCAAACGAUUUUCAGCCCAGUCUUCGGCUGGUGGGGCAACAAGCUGGGCAAGAUUCGCGUGCCACUCCUGGUUUCGCUGGCGCUUUUUACGGUUGCCAGUGGGAUGUACUCUUCGCUGUUCCUGCGACCGAGUAAUGUCAAAUACUGGAUGCUAGCAUCGCGGUUCCUCAUUGGAGUAAGCUCGGCAAAUAUUGCUCUAUGCCGGUCCUAUCUUUCGGCGGCGACGCGACUUUGCGAACGCACCCACGCAGUGUCAAUGGUUUCGCUGGCCCAGGUUCUGGGCUUCAUCGUUGGACCGUCGCUACAGGCAGCGGUUGUUCCGUUUGGCGAAGAGGGACACGUUUGGCUGUGGGGCAAGAUGCACGUCAACAUGUACACGGCAUGCGGUUGGAUCAAUGUGCUGAUGAGCAUCGGAAACUUUUUGCUCUUCCUUCCCGGCGUGUUUGAGGAGCACAAAAUCGCCGCUCGCGAAGUGAUGGUUAUACAGGGCGGCACCUCGGAGCGAGACACCUGGAAGGGCAUCAAGCCGAACUAUUACUCCGCUUGGACUUUGAUUAUCGCCUUCUUUGUGCUGGUGUUCAACUUUGUGCUGCUUGAAACCUUGGGCACAUCCCUGACGAUGGACAUGUUCGCGUGGUCUAACGAUCAGGCACUUAAGUACAUGGGCAUCAUGAUGACCGUCGCAGCGGUUAUCUCCCUGGCCACAUUCGUUUUGAUUGAACCCCUGUGCAAGAUCUUCCCCGAACGUUUUGUGCUCAUCUGGGGCGGCUUCUCGCUGAUGUUCCUUGGUCGUGUGCUCUUUCUUCCUUGGGGUCCGGAUCCGCCGAAACUGGCACAGCCCUUCAAUGCCAGCCUGAAUCUGACCGAAAGCGAUCCGCUCUUUUUAGGCUGCCCAAUCACACGGCCGUGGUGUAGCGAACUGCCGGCCCUGACAUUGACGCAAUUCAUCAUUGGAUUUGCCCUGACCUCAGUGGGCUAUCCCAUUGGGGUGACUCUUAUCCAGACAAUCUUUUCAAAGGUUCUGGGACCCCGGCCGCAGGGCGUUUGGAUGGGCUGGAUGACCGGUUCUGGUUGUAUGUCGCGUGUCCUUGGUCCCCUUUUCGUGGGAUCCAUCUACUCGCGACUCGGCACUUACUGGACCUUCGGCAUAACAGGGUUUAUGAUGUUCGUUUCAAUGUUUUGGCUGCACUUCAGCAACCGAUUGCUGAUACCACCAACAUAUGAAAAGGCCACACCUGUGGAGCUCCAAGAACUUAACAAGCCCAAUGGCGGCAAACAGGACGACCACUCACCCGAGGACUCAAUUUUGGAUAAGCACGGCAGCCAUCACUCCAUACCGCAAGCCUAGCGGAUAAACUGAACUUAGCUCUUAGACACAUCGUUGCAAUACUGCCCCUUUAUUUAGCUUUAAAAGACAUGAUUAUUUUUGCAUA
Messenger RNA from Drosophila ficusphila, 1876 nucleotides. RefSeq names its product major facilitator superfamily domain-containing protein 8 (gene Cln7). Bases 193 to 1791 code for a protein of 532 amino acids. Gene Ontology annotation, cellular component: lysosomal membrane. Lineage: Eukaryota; Metazoa; Arthropoda; Insecta; Diptera; Drosophilidae. The transcript is spliced from 7 exons. Gene Ontology annotation, biological process: transmembrane transport. The record is from RefSeq and is a predicted model, not a curated record. Gene Ontology annotation, molecular function: transmembrane transporter activity.